Molecule: messenger RNA, 474 nt
Organism: Ostertagia ostertagi
Lineage: Eukaryota; Metazoa; Nematoda; Chromadorea; Rhabditida; Trichostrongylidae
Source: the annotation of a GenBank genome assembly
AUGAUGUUUUUACGAAGAAAUCGAGCUUUUAUUAUUGAGAGCGACCAAAGUUUUUUCAGGAAUCCUUAUUCGGACACCUACAACGUGCCACAUUACGACAAGAACGCCAGCGAUUACGGUCGGCCGCCUCCAGGCAGCAAAACGGAGGCCCGAGGCAUUCGAGCCGGUGUGCAUGUUUGCCGAGAGAUUCUCUUUCUCUGCGAGAUCAUAAACGAGAAUGCCGAAGGCGAAGAACCACACAAGUGGAUAAAAUUUGGAAAACUCUUCUAUGUAUAUGCAUUUUAUUCAGACAAGCUAGUUGGUAUGUUGAUACGAGCCAGGAAAUAUGGUCUGGUGGACUUUGAGGGUGAGAUGCUCUAUCAGAAGCAAGAUGACGAGAAGAUUGUUACGAUGAUGAUGCCAAUCGCCGAGAUUCGCACUCGAAUGCAAGCGUCCGGUGAUCCAAAAAAUUGUGUUGCUUUAGUGGGAAAGUAA